UCACCACCGCGGAGCAUCUCUCUCUCUCUCUCUCUCUCUCUCUCUCUCUUUCCUUUUAUUUUAUGCACCAGCUUCUUCAACUCCUCUCUCGCCAUCCAUCGUCUCCCUACCUGGAUAGCCCCUCCCUUUCUUUCUCUGCAAACCAUCGAGCCUCGUUCUUUCCAUAUGUUAUGGCUGGUCUGGAUCUAGGCACCGCUUCAAGGUACGCCCACCAUCUCUCCCACCGUCCCGGCCUUCACCUUCGGCACCACCACGACCCCGAGUCCGACGACCAGAACGAUGGCGGUGACAGCAGUAACAACGGGCACAGCCAAUUCCGCAGCUCUGACCGCGAGGGCUCGGCGACGGACCAACAGGGACUCGAGCCGGUUGCGGCAGGCUCCGGGCCCGGGGACGUCGUGGCCCGGCGACCCCGGGGAAGGCCACAGGGCUCCAAGAACAAGCCCAAGCCCCCGGUGAUCAUCACCCAGGAGAGCGCCAACACCCUCCGGGCACACAUCCUUGAGGUCGGGGCUGGGUGUGAUAUCGUCGAGUGCAUCGCGACGUACGCUCGCCGCCGGCUGCGCGGGAUCUGCGUCCUCAGUGGCAGCGGCACCGUCUCCAACGUCACCGUCCGCCAGCCGUCGACGGCCGGCUCCGUCGUCACUCUCCAUGGCCACUUCGAGAUCUUGUCGCUGUCGGGGUCCUUCCUCCCGCCGCCCGCUCCCCCUGGAGCUACUAGCCUCACCAUCUUCCUCGCAGGAGGCCAGGGGCAGGUCGUCGGUGGGAACGUCGUCGGUACGCUCUUCGCAGCAGGGCCAGUGAUCGUGAUCGCUGCCUCAUUCACCAACGUCGCCUACGAGCGGCUGCCGCUCGAGGAGGAGGAACCACCGCAGAUGCAGAUGCAGCCGCCAGACCCGCAAGGGUCGGGAGGAGACGGCGGGAGCGGGACCAGCGGUGCAGGCGGCAACACGUUCUCGGACCCGUCCGGACUCCCCUUCUAUAGCUUGCCGCUUAACAUGGCCAAUAGCCAGCUUCCGGUGGACGCGCACGGGUGGCCGGCGGGCGCGCCUGGUCGGUCCCUGUUCUGAUACGAAUGCUGCAAUCGCAAAUCGAAACGACUGCCAAAAGAGAUUUAUAAUUCCACGGGGAGAUGGAUGGCCGAAUCAUGGAUGACUCGAUGCUGCGGCGGGCAUGCAGCAGCAGCAGAAAAGGUUAGCAUGCAAAUCCAAAAAUUUCAGUGUACAAUUACUUUAUUUUUCUUUUAUUUUUCGUGUCUCGCUUUCUUAGAUUUUCCAUGUCGUCUUAUCUCCUCCUCAUUUUCUUUGCCUCAUUUCCUUCAGAUGUUGUUGUUGUUGUUGUUGUUGUUGUUCAUGGAAACUCUCUUUUCGUAAGCGGUAUUGGGUUUGAGACCACGGCACGGCCUUAUACAACACUUUUGUUCUUUGUUCUAUCAUCAGCAACUCCAUCGCUUCAUUUCUAAACAUAGAUAGCCCUCGAAACAUGUACUCGUUCCAUAUUUGGCUCUCCUACCUGAAGGGGAAAAAAGAGAGGAGAGAAACCGAACAACUGAUCGAGUCCUAUGACAACGAGGAGACAUGAAGAAAGUAGAACAACAAGCUCCUCCUCACCUUCUUCGAUCAGAACAACUACGAGGUUGGUCCCGAUAAAAUCUUUGCACAUUCGGAGUCCGUCGAUCGAGUUCACGCCACGUUUGGCUUCACAUUUACGAUCGGUUCCUUUUGUCUUCCUGCACUGAAUUAAGAAAUCAGAAAGAACACUGGUAGUGCCUAA
Messenger RNA from Musa acuminata subsp. malaccensis (wild Malaysian banana), 1773 nucleotides. Its product is annotated as AT-hook motif nuclear-localized protein 23. Gene Ontology annotation, molecular function: minor groove of adenine-thymine-rich DNA binding; DNA-binding transcription factor activity. The record is from RefSeq and is a predicted model, not a curated record. Lineage: Eukaryota; Viridiplantae; Streptophyta; Magnoliopsida; Zingiberales; Musaceae. Gene Ontology annotation, cellular component: nucleus.